AUCCUUUCAACUUUACAUGGGGCCAUGAAUGCUUACAGCGGCCUGGAGCAAUACCAUGGACAGAGCGCAACACCUCGGAUUUAUGCUGCUUCAUGGCUCACAAUGUAGCAUCAUACCGUCGACAAAAACAUUAACGCCGAUUAGGUCGCAGUUCUAGCUCCGACACUCUUGACCUGACAGAGUCGCACACACACAGCGCAAUGCCGCCACCCCCACGGCAGCCCGGGGGCGCUGGCCCCAUAUCCUCCGGCAAGCUGCACAAGAAGGAGCGCAUUCUGCAGGCCAUCAACCGCAUGAAUGACCGGGACACCCAGAAAGCCGCAGCCGACGACCUGCUCAACAUCGUCAAGCACAUGGACACGGAGGGCCUGCCCAUCACCAUCAGCUGCCUGUGCUCCACUGGACCCGAGUACAAGGUGUACGCGCGCAAGGAGUGCGCCCGCGCGCUGGGCGUCAUUGCCAGCCCGCUGUGCCCGCUGCGGGACACGGCGCUGCAGCAGCCGCACCUGGGCAAGGUGCUGGGGCAGCUGCGCAAGUGCCUGCAGGACGCGGACAGCAGUGUGCGGGAGUCCAGCACCGAGGCGCUCACUCUUGUGGCUCAGGGCCUCAUGCAGCUGCAGGCCGUGAUGCCGCCACAGCCGCCGCCGCCCGCCGCCGCGGGCGCGGCCGGCCCCGCCGCGGCCGCCGCCAACCCGGUGCUUCGGCUGCUGUUCGAGUGCCUGACGGAGCAGAGAAAGGAGCUGAACGCGGCGGCGUGCGCAACGCUGGGCGUGGCCGCGCCCUACCUGGGCACUCUGGAGCCGCCUCUGGCCAGGGAGCUGCUGCGCAAGCUCAACAGCCCGGCCUUCCUGGCGGCGCCGGCGCUGCUGGCGGCGCUGGCGCGCACGGACCCUGUGUCGGGCGAGCCCACCGGCCUCAUCAAGAGCGGCCCCGGCGCCUUCGUGCCGAUCAUAUCGGCGCUGGUGGGUCAGCUGCCGCAGCCCGGCGGCGGCACGCCCGGCGGCUCGGGCGCCGCGGCCGGCACCAGCGGCAGCGGCGUGGUGGGCUGCCUGCACCGGCAGGCGGACUGGCAGACGCGGCAGGCGGCGGCGGACAUGCUGCGGGCCACGGCGCUGCUGCUGGGGCCGCUGAUGGAGGUGGAGGGCGUGUGGGCUCCCGGCGACCUGCGCGGCGUCACCACCCGCGCCGUGCGGGGGCUGGAGUCCUGCAAGUUCGACAAGGUGCGCGAGGUGCGCGACGUGGCCCGGGCGGCGCUGGCGGUGCUGGAGGACCUACAGGCCUAUGGCAGCGCCGGCGGCAGCGCGGCGGGCUGGCCGCCGCACAUCGCCGACAAGCUACGGGCGCGGGGUGCGCCGGUGCCUUCGGUCCCGGCCGCUGAGCCGGAUCCGGUGGCCGCCGCCCCGCCGCCGCCGCCCCCGGUACCCGGCCGCAAGUCACCCCUGCGCCGCUCCUCCCCCAGCCCGGGCCGCCGGCGACCGGUGUCAGCAAAUGUGCGCGCCUCGCCGCCGCGCCUGUCGCCCGAGCGCCGCUCCUCGCCCGUGUUCGCGCGCGCCGGCUCGCUGUCGGAGCGCUUCCAGGCCGCGCACCAGGACGGCGACCUGGUGCGCGACCCACUGCGCCGCGAGUACAGCGACGGCUGGGAGGCGGCGGAGGCGGCGGCGGCAGCGGCUGGCGGCGGCGCGGGCGGCGCGGAGGGCGGCGCGGCGGCUGCGGGCAGUCGGGCGCUGUCGCGGCAGGGAUCCAAGGCCGGCAGCACCAGCAGCCGUGCGCCGGGGCCCGUUGAGCCGCAGGUGUCCAUCCGCUCCCGCGACGGCGGCAGGCCGGAGGACCCCAACGCAACCAUGCGCGGCCUGGCGGGACUGGGCCUGGGUGGGGACGGCGGCCAGCAGCAGCACCCGGACCCAGGGCAGCAGGAGGAGGAGGACGUGCUUUUGGCGUCAGGCGGCCCCCCCACCUUUGCACGCCAGCUGUCCGGCAACAGCAGCCGCGCGCCGCUGCCGCCGCGCCGGGGCCAUGACGGCGGCCAGCCGCCGCUGCCGGCAUGGGUGACGGCGGCUGACACGCCGCCGCAGGCGGCGCAGCAGCAGGCCCCGGCCUACCAGCCCUCCCCAGCAGUGUUCGGCGGCGGCGGCGGCGGUGCGGGUGCUGGCGCAGGCGCCGCGGGUGGUGGCGAGUAUGUUGACCCUGUGGCAGCGAUGCCGCCGCCGCUCAUCCCCGGCGCCGUGCCCUCCGCCGCCACGCCGCCCAGCCCCGUGCCCGGCUGGCCGCCGCACCUGCCGCCGCCCGGCGCGCUGCUCCCCGCACCCGCCAACCUCUUCCCCGGCGCCACGGCGCCUGGCUCGCCGCUGCCGCCCCCCUCGGCGCUGGGGCCCACUGUGACGGUGUCCAGCGAGGAGUGGCUGGGGCAGCAGGCGCGGCUGCGCGAGCUGGAGGGGCAGACGCGGGCGCUGCUGGGCGCCUUCAACGCCAUGAGCGAGCAGAGCGGCCGGGCCAUCACCGGGCUGCAGGCGCGGGUGCGCAUCCUGGAGGCGGCGCUGGAGGCGGCGCAGAGCCAGCUCACCGGCGGCGCCCCCGCCUCCGGCUCCUACGCGCUGCCGCCGCCCAUGGCGCUGCCGCCGCCGCCGCCCUCGCCGCCGCCGCACCUCCCGCACCCACUGGCUGGCGGCGCCUCCGCCGCCUCGCUCGGCGGCCUGCCGCCGCUGCCGCCGCUGCUGACGGUGCAGGACAGCGACGUGUGGCUGGGCACGGGGCCGGGCGGGGCGGCGGCGGGCCGCGGCGGCGGCGGCGGCGUGCUGCGCUCCAGUUCGCCCAUGCACGCGAGCAGCGGCGUGGGCGGCGGCAGCGUGGCGGCAGGGCGGCUGGCGGCGUACGCAUACGAGAACGGCGGCGUGGUCAGCCCGCGUGUGUCGCUGCAGCUGCCGGCGUCCGUGCAGGCCAGCCAGGACCUGGCCCUGGGCUCGCUGGCGGGCGCCGGCUCGGGCCCCGGCUCCGGCCUGGCAACGCCCACCGCUGGCGGCGCCGGUGCCGGUGCCGGUGUGGACCUGCGCUCCGCCUACCGCGAGGUGCUGGCGGGGGGGCGGCCCGGCGACAUGCCGCUCAUGCGGCUGAUGCAGCGCAGCGGCCCGGUGUGGAACGAGCUGGGCCACGAGCUAGGCUGCCAGCUGCUGGUCAGCUUCAUCAGCAGCCUGCAGGCCACACGGCCGGACGGCCCCAUGCUGAGCCGCAUCCUGCCCUGGCUGUGGCGCCUGGCGGACGACGACAACACGCGCUUCGAGGCGCCGCUGCCGCUGAGGGCGCAGCUGCUGGCGGCGCUGAGGGCCGCACACGGCGCCGCCAGCGACCCCGCGCUGUACGAGAAGAUGGCGCUGCUGCUGAGCACCCUGCAGACCCACUGGUCGCAGCCCGACUCCCCCACAGCCGCCAGCCGAGCAGCCGCAGCCGCGGCCGCGCAGGCCGCACCCGAGGGCUACGCCGCAGCAUACGCGGCCGCGGCAGCCGCGGCGGGGUCGGCAGCCGGCAGUGGCGGCGGCGGCGGCGGCGGGCUAGACGACGGCGGCCAUUCCACCAUGUCCAUCACCCCCGCACUCGACGUGCAGGCCUCCCCACCACGGCCAUAUCUCCAGGCCGAGCCGUCCACGGCACGCUCUGUGGCGGGCUCGGUCGCGGGGUCCGUGGCGGCGGCGGGCGAGCGGCCCCUCGAGCGGGCGGGCUCCGCGGCCGGCUCUGUGGCCUCGGCCGCCGCCCGACAGGUGCCGCCCCUGCCCACGGCGGCACUGCAGAGCCCGCCGCCGCUGGGGUCACUGCCUCCCUCGGCCCGGUCAUCCGUGGCGGGCUCGGGGCGGGCGUCAGUGCUGGGCUCAGCCAGAGGGCCGGGCGACGCCGGAACCACGCCGCCGGCUACGCCGCCGCCGCUGCCCGGCGGCAGUAGCAGCCCCGCCCCCGGUUCCGCGCGCGCCUCGGUGGCGGGCUCGGUGCGGGCGUCGGCGGCGGGGUCUGGUGCCGGCGGCGGCGACUACACGCCCGGCGCUGACGGCGGCGGCGACGGCGGCGGUGCGGGGGGGCCGCCGCGACCUGGCUCCCGCGGGGGUCUGCUGGGGGCUGUGCCCAGCAUCAACACGCUGCAGCACGACUUCGCGGCGCUGCAGCGGGACUUUGCGGCCAUGAGCCCGGCCAAGAGCCGCACGCCGCCGCCGCCGUCCAUGUGAGGGCUGCUGGGCUGCUUGGAGUGGCCGGGAUCCCAACUCUGUUAUUAAGCCUGAUGAUAACAGAGCUUAUUAACGGUUAGCUAUAUGCACAGACAUGACGGAUCGCAGCCGUAAGAAGUUGAGCUUCUGCCAAUGCGCCCUCAAAGCCCUCGACUUUGACCCUCCCCGGCCCAUUUCCGCGAUCACCUGGCGCUUAGUUGACGGGAACGACAAGGUCAUGGACGGGCGGCGCGAGGAGGGCGCCUGGCAGUGGGAAGAGCGCAGGCGGUGAGCGGCCGGGACCCGCGCGUGAUCAAGUCCCUGCGCGUGCCAUUCGGCCUGGAGUGAUCUGGGUGGUGUGCAUCACCGCCACAGCCGCCCACAAGCUUCCUUCUGUGCGUGUAACAGUGCGAGGCGCGUGGCGCGAGAGUCGCUGAUGUUGUAUGCAUAGGGCUGGAGGAGGUUGGGAUGGCGGAGGCGGCUGGGAGUGGGUAUGGGAAGCAGGGGAUGGGUGGCAGGUUUGGACGGUGCAGGCGUACGGAGUGUGGGACAGAUAGACUCCCGUGUGUCGAGUGCGCAUAGGAUCGGAGUCGUUUGCACUGCGACAAAUCUGUAAUUCACUAUCUGG
Molecule: messenger RNA, 4812 nt
Organism: Chlamydomonas reinhardtii
Lineage: Eukaryota; Viridiplantae; Chlorophyta; Chlorophyceae; Chlamydomonadales; Chlamydomonadaceae
Exons: 15
Coding region: 201-4205 (1334 amino acids)
Cellular component (GO): microtubule
Molecular function (GO): microtubule binding
Source: RefSeq, a predicted model, not a curated record